AUGACAAUUGGGCGUUACAUGGUCGAAUGUUACUAUAUAAAACGACCGAUUGGACUUAGGUCAAUCAGUUCAUCAUUCGACUUUAGUGGACAUACGAGCAUCUCAAGUCAUACUUCCAAACCACAAUCAAAAAACAACGAAAAUAAUCAAAAUGAAAUUCCAAGUAUCUUUUGCUCUGCUUGCCGUCGCCAUGUGCUUCGUAUCUACCUACGCUGCCGAACAGUCUGCAAAACAAUCGUCACAAUCAGCCGCCCCCGCCGCCGCCGGAGACCGCAACAAGCGUGGCCUGUACGCUUCUCCCUACUUGACCGCCCCGUACGCCGCAUCACCAUAGUGGCCUCACCGUACGCGGCCACACCAUACGUUGCUUCGCCGUACGCAGCAUCACCGUAUGUGGCCUCGUCGUAUGUUGCUUCCCCGUACGCCGCAGCACCGUACGUCGCUUCUCAUCACCCGUACGGCGCCGUGUCGUCUUAUGCUACUUACCCGUACGUCGCCAAGACUUUCGCUUCACCGUACGCUUAUUACCCAUGA
Molecule: messenger RNA, 534 nt
Organism: Macrosiphum euphorbiae (potato aphid)
Lineage: Eukaryota; Metazoa; Arthropoda; Insecta; Hemiptera; Aphididae
Source: the annotation of a GenBank genome assembly